This is a messenger RNA of Mesoplodon densirostris (Blainville's beaked whale), 411 nucleotides long. Its product is annotated as proteolipid protein 2-like. Gene Ontology annotation, cellular component: membrane. The transcript has a single exon. The record is from RefSeq and is a predicted model, not a curated record. Lineage: Eukaryota; Metazoa; Chordata; Mammalia; Artiodactyla; Ziphiidae. The coding region runs from base 1 to 411 and encodes 136 amino acids.
AUGGCAGAUUCCCAGCACACAUCUGCCCCCCACUGCUGGACCACCUGCACCAACUUCUUGUGCACCCUAAAGGGAAGUCUCCUGUUUGCUGAGAUUAUAUUGUGCCUGGUGAUUCUGGCCCUCUUCAGUGCUUCAACAGCAGGAUAUUCCUCUCUGUCUGUGAUUGAAUUGAUCUUUGCUUCUAUCUUCUUUGUCAUCUACAUGUGUGACCUGCACACCAAGAUACAAUUCAUUCACUGGCCUUGGAGUGAUUUCUUCCAAGCCCUCAUAGCGGCCAUCCUCUACCUGAUCACAUCCACUGUUGUCCUUCUUGAGAGAGGAAACCGCUCUGGGAUCAUUGCAGGGGCACUGGGCCUAAUUGCUACAGGCCUCUUUGGCUAUGAUGCCUCUGUCACUUUCCUCUUGAGAUAA